AUGUGGAAUGGUGAUGGAACAGUGGAGUUUAAUGGCUUCCGAGUUCUCUAUUCAGAGGUAAUAACAAUUAUUUCACUUAACAAUGAUCAACUGUGGUUGUGUUUUUUUUUUUCACAUCAAACUUGUUAUCAGGUAGACUAUGUAAGAAGAAUCUUUGAAAGACACCCAGAAACCGCAAUGAAUCUUCUUCCAAAGAACCAGUUGGUGAAGAAUGCUUACAUGAACACCCUCCUCGACCUCAUCGACAUAACUUGCUUAGCUCCUCAGGAGCUCACGGAGGAGGAGCUAAGAGAUGCUGAGAACACGCUUUUGGAUCUGGUUGGUGUAGGUUUUGAGUUGGAUUGGUUGAAGAGGAAACUUGAAGAGCUUUGCGUGAAGAAGAAGAAAAUGGAAGCACGCGGUGCACGCAUGAGAGAACUCGAUAGAAUGAUCGUGGAACAGAGACAAGUGUUGCUUGCUCUUGAAGUGGAGCUGAAGAAUGAAGAGAACGAGGCUGUUUCCGACAGUGCUCGACUCGGUUUCGAGGAUGUUGUUUGAAAAAGAAACUCACUAGUGAAGAAGCCUAAAUGUUUUUGGUUUCCCUCACGUGCUUCAAGUAUAUGUGGCUUUUAACUCAUUACAAGAAUGAUUGAAUAAAAGGACCAAAUGGUCAAUAUGAUCUUUUGUACUUUUAUUUGGUAUUACUCUAUAGCUCAAAUCUAAAGUAGUCUGCCUUCAAGGUACAUCUAACUCUGCACUUGUUAUCUUCCCUCGGCCAGGCUCCAUCAACAUUUUCAUUUUAGCUAGUUCAUGUGCGCUAGCCUUUCAUCAGUCUCUUGUGCCUCGUGGUCCAUUCCCUCUCAUGAACGCAUACGCCUUCCAUAAUAUCCAUUGUACUAAUUACUAAACUUGGGUGAUCCUAGGCAGUGGAGAAAACUCUGUAGUAGAGGUUAUAUACAAAGACUCUUGACAGUUCCCAACCAGAGAAGCUGGAACAGAGACGUGGCUCAUACAAGUCUUUUGCACAAGGGCAUUGAAAAAGCAGCUGACUAAACCAUUUCCUGAUAGGGACCUGCAGAUGGACUUUUGGAAUUUGACUAGGUUUUUCCAUAUCAAUUAGGAACAGAGAAUCUAGGCUUGGUUAGUUGUUAACGUGCUGAGCUUGCUCCUCCUACACUAGGACAGACCCAAUUGGAGAACUGUUAAAUAUUUAGGGACUUAUACUUGUUUUUUUUUGGAACUCCUCAGAUAAACUAGUUCUGAUUAGCCAUUCUCUUAAUUCUAUUCACUACCACCUUCGAACAUAUAAUAAGGUUUCAAUUCGUCCUCUUGCUGUUCUGCUAAUUUGGUGUCUAAGGUUGUCAAGUGUUAUUCAUUGGUCCACCGAUUCUGUUGUCAGAACUGCGUCUAUGUCAUCUAAUAAUAACUUAGAAACUCUGUUUCAAUCUCAGAGCGUAGAAUAUUGAUGUACAUGGGGCCAAAAUUACGAAACAUUGGGCUAACAUCAUGGUCGUCUAACAUCAAACCUUAGGGGAACAAAUUGUAAACAGAAACGAAUUCAAAAGCAGAGAGUAGAAGAGAAUGGGAUCAGAUAGAGCUAAUACGUAAGAUGCCAUCAUUCCGGCGAUCAAACCAAUAGGGAACAAUAAAGUUCAACAUUCAUCAUUCCAUUCUCUUUCUCUCCCAUACUAUUAACUUGAAAAAGAUUAGAAAUUUAGAGGAGAAGGAUCAGAUAGAGCUAAUACAUAGAUGCCAUCAUAUCGGCGUAUCAAACCAAUAGGGAACAAAAAAGUUCAAUCAUCAUAUCCUUCUUUUGAAUUUUAACAACUAAACAGAACACAUAAAAAUCUAAACUUGAAUUCUAUAAACUCAAUAAGUAAUGAAGUUGAGCCGUCGAGAAUGUCAGUGGCGAUGGAACUUAUAUAUACAUCUGUGAACUUAGGGCUACAUCCUCAAAAGACGUAAAUACCCCCUGUUAUAUCUUUCUAUUGAUAGUGAGCUCAACUAACCCCAGCGUUAGUCACCGUGACUUUUUUCCUUAU
Molecule: messenger RNA, 2021 nt
Organism: Brassica napus (rape)
Lineage: Eukaryota; Viridiplantae; Streptophyta; Magnoliopsida; Brassicales; Brassicaceae
Product: MATH domain and coiled-coil domain-containing protein At3g58210-like
Exons: 1
Coding region: 1-537 (178 amino acids)
Source: RefSeq, a predicted model, not a curated record